Molecule: messenger RNA, 4281 nt
Organism: Gigantopelta aegis
Lineage: Eukaryota; Metazoa; Mollusca; Gastropoda; Neomphalida; Peltospiridae
Product: deleted in malignant brain tumors 1 protein-like
Cellular component (GO): membrane
Source: RefSeq, a predicted model, not a curated record
AUGGUGGAGGAUCUGAUUCUGCUAAUGUGUCAUAACUCUUGUGCCACAUGUUCAGCAGUUAAUGUCUCAGACAAGUGUCUUACUUGUCAUGAAGGUCAAUCACUGCAGGGACCUUCUCCAUCCUCAUGUGUUGGGAGAAUAAAUUCUACAGGACAGGAACAAGGUCAGGAUGAAAGUGAUAAUGAACUGUAUUUGAUAUUUCUUUUUAAAUUGCAGGAUGUGAAACCAAUCUCAUGGACGUGUGGAAGUCUGUGUAUUAGAUGUUGGGGUACAGUUUGUGAUGACAGCUGGGAUGACAAAGAUGCUCGAGUGGUUUGUCGUCAAUUGGGCUAUCCUUAUAUUGAACCUCCUUGUAACCAUGGUGAUGUUCGUCUUGUUGAUGGGAGAAACCAAUCUCAUGGACGUGUGGAAGUCUGUGUAUUAGAUAUUUGGGGUACAGUUUGUGAUGACAGCUGGGAUGACAGAGAUGCUCAAGUAGUAUGUCGUCAACUGGGUUAUCACUAUGGAUGGAGUGAUAAUGAUGUUAAAUCAGGCUUUCAAUCUCAACCUAUUUACUUGGAUGAUGUUAACUGUAUUGGUACAGAGACCAGUCUCUUAAACUGUUCACAUAAUGGUAUUGGUCAACAUAACUUUCAUUCAGAAGAUGCUGGAGUUGUUUGUUCAGGUACAUUAACAAUAUAUAUUGUACGUCUUGUUGAUGGAUUAAACCAGUUUCAUGGUCGUGUGGAAGUCUGUGCGUUAGAUCUUUGGGGUACAGUUUGUGAUGACAGCUGGGAUAACAGAGAUGCUCAAGUGGUUUGUCGUCAAUUAGGCUAUCUUUAUGGAUGGAGUAUUGGUAGUAGUGUUAAAUCUGGCAGUCAAUCUCAGCUUAUUCACUUGGAUGAUGUUAACUGUAUUGGUACAGAGACCAGUCUCCUAAAUUGUUCACAUAAUGGUAUUGGUCAACAUAACUGUGGUCAUUUAGAAGAUGUUGGAGUGGUCUGUUCAGAUAUUGAACCUUCUUGUAACUAUGGUGAUGUACGUCUUGUGGAUGGAAGAAACCAAUCUCAUGGACGUGUGGAAGUCUGUGCAUUUGAUGUUUGGGGUACAGUUUGUGAUGAUAACUGGGAUGACAAAGAUGCUCGAGUAGUAUGUCGUCAACUGGGCUAUACUUCUGGAAUUAGUAUUGGUAACAAUGUUAAAUCAGGCAAUAGUUCUCAGCCUAUUUACUUGGAUGAUGUUAACUGUAUUGGUACAGAGACCAGUCUCUUAUACUGUUCUCAUAAUGGUUUUGGUCAACAUAACUGUGAUCAUUAUGAAGAUGCUGGAGUGGUCUGUUCAGAUACCACCACUCUCACACCAUCUCCCUCCCAUCUCCCCACACCAUCUCCUUCACCAUCUCCCCACACCACACUCUCCUCACCAUCUCCCACACCAUCUCCUACACCAACUUGUAACUAUGGUGAUGUACGUCUUGUGGAUGGAAGAAACCAAUCUCAAGGACGUGUGGAAAUCUGUGUAUUUGGUAUUUGGGGUACAGUUUGUGAUGAUAGUUGGGAUGACAGAGAUGCUCGAGUAGUAUGUCGUCAACUGGGCCAUAUUUGUAAGGACAUUGAUGAAAUUACUUGUAACUAUGGUGAUGUACGUCUUGUUGAUGGAUUAAACCAGUUUCAUGGUCGUGUGGAAGUCUGUGCAUUAGAUAUUUGGGGUACAGUUUGUGAUGACAGCUGGGAUGACAGAGAUGCUCAAGUGGUUUGUCGUCAAUUGGGCUAUCCUUGUAAGUAUUUGGUUUUUUAUCAACCUAUUCACUUGGAUGAUGUUAACUGUAAUGGUACAGAGACCAGUCUCUUAAAUUGUUCACAUAAUGGUAUUGGUCAACAUAACUGCCGUCAUUCAGAAGAUGUUGGAGUGGUCUGUUCAGAUAUUGAACCUUCUUGUAACUAUGGUGAUGUACGUCUUGUGGAUGGAAGAAACCAAUCUCAAGGACGUGUGGAAAUCUGUGUAUUUGGUAUUUGGGGUACAGUUUGUGAUGAUAGUUGGGAUGACAGAGAUGCUCGAGUAGUAUGUCGUCAACUGGGCCAUAUUUGUAAGGACAUUGAUGUUGAACCUUCUUGUAACUAUGGUGAUGUACGUCUUGUGGAUGGAAGAAACCAAUCUCAUGGACGUGUGGAAGUCUGUGCAUUUGAUAUUUGGGGUACAGUUUGUGAUGAUAACUGGGAUGACAAAGAUGCUCGAGUAGUAUGUAGUCAAUUGGGCUAUACUUCUGGAAUUAGUAUUGGUAACAAUGUUAAAUCAGGCAAUAGUUCUCAGCCUAUUUACUUGGAUGAUGUUAACUGUAUUGGUACAGAGACCAGUCUCUUAAACUGUUCUCAUAAUGGUUUUGGUCAACAUAACUGUGAUCAUUAUGAAGAUGCUGGAGUGGUCUGUUCAGGUACAUUAACGUAAUAUAUGUAUGUACGUCUUGUGGAUGGAAGAAACCAAUCUCAAGGACGUGUGGAAAUCUGUGUAUUUGGUAUUUGGGGUACAGUUUGUGAUGAUAGCUGGGAUGACAGAGAUGCUCGAGUAGUAUGUCGUCAACUGGGCCAUAUUUCUGGAAUUAGUGUUGGUAACAAUGUUAAAUCAGGCAAUCAAUCUCAGCCUAUUUACUUGGAUAGUGUUAACUGUAUUGGUACAGAGACCAGUCUCUUACACUGUUCUCAUAAUGGUAUUGGUCGUCAUGACUGUAGUCAUUCAGAAGAUGCUGGAGUGGUCUGUUCAGAUAUUGAACCUUCUUGUAACUAUGGUGAUGUACGUCUUGUGGAUGGAAGAAACCAAUCUCAUGGACGUGUGGAAAUCUGUGUAUUUGGUAUUUGGGGUACAGUUUGUGAUGAUAGCUGGGAUGACAGAGAUGCUCGAGUAGUAUGUCGUCAACUGGGCCAUAUUUGUAAGGACAUUGAUGUAAGUACUUGUAACUAUGGUGAUGUACGUCUUGUUGAUGGAAUAAACCAGUUUUAUGGACGCGUAGAAGUCUGUGUAUUAGAUCUUUGGGGUACAGUUUGUGAUGACAGCUGGGAUAACAGAGAUGCUCAAGUGAUGUUGAACCUUCUUGUAACUAUGGUGAUGUACGUCUUGUGGAUGGAAGAAACCAAUCUCAUGGACGUGUGGAAGUCUGUGCAUUUGAUGUUUGGGGUACAGUUUGUGAUGAUAACUGGGAUGACAAAGAUGCUCGAGUAUAUGAUCUUCACAGAUACCACCACUCUCACACCAUCUCCCUCACCAUCUCCCACACCAUCUUCUACACCAUCUCCUCCCAUCACCACACCUCCCACACCAUCUCCUACACCAACUCCUUCACAAUGUUUCAAUACUGUAUGUCGUGAUGGAAGUGUACGUAUACUCCAUGAUAAUGCAACUGUGGAGUAUUUAAAAUCUGAGGGUAAUGUAACUAUUACAGGAGUUGUUGAAGUGUGUGUGCUUGGUACAUGGGCCUCAGUGUGUGACCGGUACCAUAUUGAUCCAACUGCAGCUGAUAUUGUUUGUAAGGAACUAGGAUAUCUUGAUGGCAAUCUCAUUUCAAGUUAUCAAGACUAUGGGUCCAGUGAUAGUGGAUUGUAUGUUAGCAGUAUUAAUUGCUCAUCAGAGCCAUCUGGUAAUUUGAAAGAAUGCAAUUUUAUUGCUAACGAGACAUGUUCUGGUAAACCUCUCAUUGUUCAGUGCGUUCAAGGUCAUAGGAAAUGUAAUGGUAGCCAUCUCAGAAUGUACAGACCAGGAGUUGGAAGAAUAUCUGUUGGAACUGGAUUUUCAAUUGGUCCUGUACAGGCUUGUAUCAACUCUACUUAUGCUACAGUGUGCAAGAAUGAACUUGAUUUCAUGUCUGCUACUCAGAUAUGUCGUAAAGCCAUUGCUCCUUACUCUUAUGGUGCUCCAGGUUUAUUUGGUAAUGAUAUCAACAACUUUGUAUUUCCACUAACACCAGCUGGUCUGGCACUGAGAAACUGUACACAUGGUGAUGUUCGACUUGUCAAUGGUAGUUCAUCUCUAGAAGGGAGAGUUGAAGUUUGUAUCAAUGGUGUUUGGGGUACUAUUUGUGGUUCAUUUUGGGAUGACAAUGAUGCAAGGGUUGUUUGCAGACAACUUGGGUUAUCAGAGAAUGUUACAUCUAAUUGUCGUCAUGGUGAUAUUCGUUUGGUUGGAGGCAAGGACAGUAGAGAAGGCAUAGUAGAGAUCUGUAUCAAUAACCUAUGGGGUAGAAGAAUGUUACAUCUAAUUGUCGUCAUGGUGAUAUUCGUUUGGUUGGAGGCAAGGACAGUAGAGAAGGCAUAG